UUGAUAUUUAACUAAUAGCCAGAUGUGAAUUUUGACAGGUAGUGGUUAUAAAUUCUCCAUAUCCACCAAAACACUACCUACAGCCCUUCUUAUAAUAGUUCUCUUGGCUUAAGACUAAACCAAAGAAAAGAAACUUACAAGGCAUAAAAUUAAAAUGAAGGAAGGAAAACACUUUGUUUUAGUACAUGGUGCAUGUCAUGGAGGUUGGAGUUGGUACAAGCUAAAGCCUCUGCUAGAAGGUGCAGGCCAUAAGGUUACAGCCCUUGAUUUAGCAGCUUCUGGCAUUGAUUUGAGAAAAAUAGAGGAGCUUCGCACACUUUAUGAUUAUACUUUGCCAUUGAUGGAGUUGAUGGAAUCUCUUUCAGCAGAGGAGAAGGUUAUAUUAGUGGGACAUAGUCUUGGUGGUAUGAAUUUGGGACUUGCUAUGGAAAAGUAUCCACAAAAGAUCUAUGCUGCUGUUUUCUUGGCUGCUUUCAUGCCUGAUUCUGUUCACAACUCCUCCUAUGUUUUGGAACAGUAUAAUGAGCGGACGCCAGCAGAGAAUUGGUUGGAUACUCAAUUUGUACCAUAUGGUUCCCCUGAAGAGCCACUGACAUCCAUGUUUUUUGGCCCAAAGUUCUUGGCUCACAAACUCUACCAGCUAUGCUCUCCUGAGGAUAUUGCAUUAGCAUCAUCAUUGGUGAGACCAAGCUCUCUGUUUAUGGAAGAUCUGUCGAAGGCCAAGUAUUUCACAGAUGAAGGGUUUGGAUCAGUGAAGAGAGUUUACAUUGUGUGCACUGAGGAUAAAGGCAUACCAGAAGAAUUCCAGCGAUGGCAAAUUGACAACAUUGGUGUCACAGAAGCAAUAGAGAUUAAAGGUGCUGAUCACACGGCAAUGCUGAGCGAGCCCCAAAAACUUUGCGCCACUCUCUUGGAGAUUGCCCAUAAAUACAACUGAUCUUUACAUUCUGUCUUCGUCUCAUCACUCAUGUCAAGUUUUUCUGUGCAUUCUGCAAUUUUUUUCUAUUUUUCGACCGCCGCAUAACAGUCUUUGUCUAUUUUAAGGAUUGCAGUAAUUUAAUUCUUCUAGUGUGGAAGGCUUCCAGAUAAGGAUAGUUCUGUUUCUCCAUUCAAGUGUGUGUUAUGAUGAGAUACUUAAACCGUAUCAAUUCUUGUAAUGAAACUUCUUCUUUCCUUUUUGCA
Nicotiana attenuata is the source of this 1182-nucleotide messenger RNA. RefSeq names its product salicylic acid-binding protein 2. Bases 155 to 937 code for a protein of 260 amino acids. Lineage: Eukaryota; Viridiplantae; Streptophyta; Magnoliopsida; Solanales; Solanaceae. Gene Ontology annotation, biological process: salicylic acid metabolic process; jasmonic acid metabolic process. Gene Ontology annotation, molecular function: methyl salicylate esterase activity; methyl jasmonate esterase activity; methyl indole-3-acetate esterase activity. The transcript has 3 exons. The record is from RefSeq and is a predicted model, not a curated record.